This is a messenger RNA of Notechis scutatus (mainland tiger snake), 1770 nucleotides long. Lineage: Eukaryota; Metazoa; Chordata; Lepidosauria; Squamata; Elapidae. The record is from RefSeq and is a predicted model, not a curated record.
AUGUUUCCAGUGAUCGAAGUGAACACUCUCAAGUGUCCAGAGGUUGAUCCUAUUCCUAUUCCACAUGAAUGGUAUCAACCAGGUGAUCUCCUGAUUGGAGGGAUAGCUUCACAGAAUCUCUAUGCCUUCAGUGAACAUAAAUUUGAUGAACAUCCAUCUCAGGACCUCUAUGGACUUUCAGAAGAAAAUGAGUUUAAAGAAAAAUAUUUGAACUUUGAAAUUCUGAUCACAAAAUUCUACCAGCAUGUUCUUUCUUUGGCCUUUGCUGUCAAGGAGAUCAAUGAGAACCUACACAUCUUGGCCAAUAUUACCCUUGGAUUCCAUAUCUACGACAGCUACAACAACCCAAAGAUGACCUAUCGGACCACCCUGGACUUACUUUUCAAAUCAGAUAGAUUUCUCCCCAAUUAUAAAUGUCAACUUCAGAAAAAUCUCCUGGCCAUUAUUGGAGGACUUGGAUCAGAUACUUCAUCCCAUAUGGCAGAAAUUGUAAAUUUGUACAAAAUUCCACAGCUUCAUCCAUUUCUUAAAGGUAUUUCUUUCAACAACUCAGCAGGAGAAACAGUGUCUUUUAGUGAGAAGAACGAAGUUGCAGGAAGAUUUGACAUCAUCAAUAUGAUUAUGUUUCCAAACCAGUCCAUCUGGAAGGUGAAAGUUGGAAGCCUAGAUCCUGCUGCAUCUUACCGAAAUAAAUUGAUCAUUAAUGGAAAAUUAAUUGAGUGGAACAAAGGCUUUAAUCAGGUUGUUCCAGUUUCUCUGUGCAAUGAAUACUGUCUGCCUGGAUAUUGGAAGAGAAAGUCUGAAGGGAAGAUCUUUUGCUGCUACAAUUGUGUUCCAUGUCAACAGGGGAAAAUUUCGAGCAAGUUAGAUACAGAAGAUUGUUCCAAGUGUCCUGAAGAUCAGUAUCCAAGCAAGGAACAAGAUCGAUGCCUUAACAAAACAAUGAGUUUCCUGUCCUUUGAAGAACCUUUAGGAAUCAGUCUGGCCUCAGCUGCUGUUUCCUUUUCCUACAUGACAAUCAGUGUGCUUGGAAUUUUCCUUAGGCAUAGAGAUACCCCCAUCGUCAAGUCCAACAACCGGGACCUCUCUUACACACUACUCAUUGCCCUUUUACUAUGCUUUUUAUCUUCCUUGUUAUUCCUUGGACAACCAAGGAAAGUAACCUGCCUUCUCCGUCAACCAGCAAUUGGCAUCAUCUUUUCAGCUGCUGUUUCUUGUGUGUUAGCUAAAACUAUUACAGUGGUUGUAGCUUUUAUGGCUACUAAGCCAGGUUCUUCAAUGAGAAAAUGGGUGGGGAAAAAAUUGGCCCUUGCCAUUGUCCUUUCUUGUUCUCUUCUUCAAGCAGGUCUUUGCAUUCUGUGGUUGGCAAAAUCUCCUCCAUUCCCUGAGUUAGACAUGCACUCCCUUAUAGAAACCAUGAUUUUGCAAUGCAAUGAAGGCUCCAUCUUCACAUUCUAUUGUGUCCUAGGCUAUCUGAGCAUCUUAGCUAUUGCCAGCUUCAUUGUGGCUUUCCUUGCCCGUAAUUUACCUGACAGCUUUAACGAAGCCAAGUUCAUCACUUUCAGCAUGUUGGUCUUCUGCAGUGUAUGGAUCUCCUUUGUUCCAACCUAUCUGAGCACCAAAGGAAAAGCCAUGGUGGCUGUGGAGAUCUUCUCCAUCUUGUCUUCCAGUGCUGGGUUAUUGGGAUGUAUCUUCUUCCCAAAAUGCUUCAUUAUUGUGUUGAGGCCAGAACUAAAUAGCAGACACCAACUAAUAAAACGAAAUAAUUAA